UCGAGCAAGGACAAUUCAAGAGGACGAAAAACAACGGAUGGAGCAAGAACAACGAAUCCUCUAAGCCAGCGAACAACGGGAAGAAUACGGCGGCCAGGUCCGAGGAGCGAAAGCCUUGCGCAAAGUGCAACUCAAGACGCCACACCACGGACGGAUGUUGGUGCACGGACCGAACGCAAUGCCACAAGUGCGGAGGAAGAGGCCACGUUCAAGCCGCAUGUCGAAAUGCUAGAUCCUCCAAGAUAA
Molecule: messenger RNA, 246 nt
Organism: Paramuricea clavata
Lineage: Eukaryota; Metazoa; Cnidaria; Anthozoa; Malacalcyonacea; Plexauridae
Source: the annotation of a GenBank genome assembly